AUGAAAAUUGCUUUUGUUCAUCCAGAUCUUGGAAUAGGAGGAGCAGAGAGGUUUACUGUGGAUGCAGCAGUUGGGCUUCAAACACUGGGUCAUGAUAUUGUAAUUUACACAAGUCAUUGCAGUCAGGAUCACUGUUUUGAUGAGGUUAAAAAGGGGAUUGUUCAAGUAAAAGUGCGCGGCAGUGGAAUUCCAACAAAGAUUUUUGGGAAAUUUUCUAUUUUAUGUGCAAUUUUUCGCCAACUUUAUCUUUCUGUCUGUAUGCUUUUAGAAAAAGAUAUUUAUGAUGUUAUUAUUAUGGACUUGUUACCAUUUAGUGUGCCUUUAUUGCAAAAAAAGUGCUUGAAGCUUUUGUUUUAUUGUCAUUUUCCUGAUAAAUUGCUGGCUAGACGUGAUAGUUUUUUGAGAAAAGUUUAUCGUCUUCCUUUUGAUUGGAUUGAGGAAUGGACGCUGCUGAUGGCUGACAGAGUGCUUGUAAAUAGUUGUUUUACUGCAUCAAUUGUUCGAAAAGUUUUUCCGAAUAUCAAAGAUCUUACUGUAUUAUACCCUAGUAUUAAUAUAUAUCAAGAAAUAGUUCUAGAUGAGCCGCUUUUGAUACGUCGAAGUUAUAUUCACUUGAUUUUGUCUAUAAAUAGGUUUGAACGAAAAAAAGACAUUGCUUUGGCAAUAAGGUCUUAUUCUCGCUUUAAGGGGAUUUCAUGUUCUUCUAAAUGUUGCUUGAUUAUUGCUGGUGGAUAUGAAUCGAGAAUUGAAGAAAACGUCCAAUACCAUAAUGAACUUGUUGAUUUGUGUAAUUGUUUUUCACUAAAGUCAAAAACUUUUCGACAUCCAUAUGUAUUUCCUUUAGACUUUUCAGGAUAUGACGUUGUUUUUUUGCUUUCUAUAUCUACAACAUUGAAGAACUGUCUUCUUCGAGAAGCGUCCAUACUUCUAUAUACGCCUCCAUAUGAGCAUUUUGGAAUCGUGCCUCUUGAAGCUAUGCUUCAUAGGACUAUUGUUUUAGCUCAAAAUAAUGGGGGACCUUUAGAGACAAUUGACGAUAGUGUUACCGGUUGGUUAAGAAAACCUGAUGAUGAUGAAUGGGCAUAUACAUUAGAAAAUGUUCUCUUUAAAUUAACAGAUGAUGAACGUGCUGCAAUGGGUGAAAGGGGUAGACAGAAAGUCAUAAAUCUUUUUUCUAGAGAAAAUAUGGCGCAAACCUUGGAAGGCUAUAUUUUGGAAACAAAUAGGGUACGUUCAGUUAACUUUCUGCCUUUCCUUAUUGCUAUUUUCUUUAUAAUUACUUUGUUUUAUUUAUUUUAAAAGAAAAAAUUACUUCAGACUAGCAUGCUUUUGAAAAUACAAAAUAUGUCUUUAUAU
This is a messenger RNA of Pneumocystis jirovecii RU7, 1356 nucleotides long. RefSeq names its product GDP-Man:Man(1)GlcNAc(2)-PP-dolichol alpha-1,3-mannosyltransferase. The transcript is spliced from 5 exons. Lineage: Eukaryota; Fungi; Ascomycota; Pneumocystomycetes; Pneumocystales; Pneumocystaceae. Bases 1 to 1299 code for a protein of 432 amino acids. The record is from RefSeq and is a predicted model, not a curated record. Gene Ontology annotation, molecular function: alpha-1,3-mannosyltransferase activity; GDP-Man:Man(1)GlcNAc(2)-PP-Dol alpha-1,3-mannosyltransferase activity.